AUGGAUGAAGAAUAUGAUGUCAUUAUACUUGGUACUGGCUUGACCGAAUGUAUUCUCUCUGGUAUAUUAUCAGUUGAAGGAAAAAAAGUCCUUCAUAUGGAUAGAAAUGAUUAUUAUGGAGGUGAAAGCGCUAGUUUAAAUUUGAAACAAUUGUAUCGUAAGUUCCGUCCUAAUGAAGAACCACCAACAACAUUAGGAAAAGAUCGUGAUUACAAUAUUGAUCUCAUUCCUAAAUUUAUGAUGGCCAAUGGUGAACUUGUCAAGAUUCUUACUCACACCGAUGUCACUCGUUAUCUGGAAUUCAAGCAAAUUGCCGGCUCAUAUGUAUAUCGUGACGGGCAAAUUUCCAAAGUACCUGCAAACGAAAGUGAAGCUAUACGUAGUCCAUUAAUGGGUAUAUUUGAAAAAAGGAGAGCAAAAAAAUUCUUUGAAUUUAUGCAAAAUUGGCGUGAUGAUGAUCCAAACACUCAUCAAGGUAUUAAUCUUGAUACUGCGUUAAUGUCUGAUGUUUAUAAACAAUUUGGGCUUGAACCCGGUACUCAAGAUUUCAUCGGACAUGCUAUGGCUUUAUAUCUUGAUGAUUCAUACCUUCAGCGUACUGCACGAGAAACUUAUGAAAGAAUCAUUCUUUACUUUACUUCGGUUUCUCGUUAUGGAAAGAGUCCUUAUAUCUAUCCACUUUAUGGUUUAGGUGAAUUACCUCAAGGUUUUGCACGUGCUAUUUAUGGUGGUACAUAUAUGUUGGACAAACCUGUUGAUGAGAUUGUUUAUGAUGGAGAUGGUCGUGUUGUCGGUGUUAGUUCUGGUGGUGAGGUUGCUAAGACAAAGCAAGUAAUUGGUGAUCCAUCUUACUUCCCGGCUAAAGUUAGAAAGGUCGGCAAAGUAGUUCGUGCAAUUUGUCUGCUUAAAGAUUUUAUACCAAAUACUGAAAAGUCAGACUCGGUUCAAUUGAUUAUUCCUCAAAAUCAAGUUCAAAGAAAACACGACAUUUAUAUCGCCAGUGUAUCUUCAACUCAUAAUGUUUGUGCUCCUGAUUAUCAACUCGCUAUUGUUUCUACCAUUGUAGAAACCGAUAGACCAGAAAAUGAGAUCAAACCCGGACUUGACUUACUUGGUCCAAUUGUCGAAAAAUUUAUAAGUGUCUCGGAUCUUGAAGAGCCAAUCGAUGAUGGUACCAACGAUAAAGUGUUCGUUUCUCGCUCUUAUGAUGCCACAUCUCAUUUUGCUACAGUUUGUGCUGAUGUCAAAAACAUUUACCGUCGUGUGACUGGCAAAGAUCUCGAAUUAAAACAACGACCAACUCAAGAUGAAGAACAAAGAGGAAUGUCCGAAUCUUAA
Molecule: messenger RNA, 1338 nt
Organism: Entrophospora candida
Lineage: Eukaryota; Fungi; Glomeromycota; Glomeromycetes; Entrophosporales; Entrophosporaceae
Source: the annotation of a GenBank genome assembly